Messenger RNA from Durusdinium trenchii, 2544 nucleotides. The record is from the annotation of a GenBank genome assembly. NCBI's taxonomy places the organism in Eukaryota, Dinophyceae, Suessiales, Symbiodiniaceae.
AUGCUAGCGACGCAGGAAUCUGCCUACCGGAGAGGCGUGCAGUUGCUGAGCUUUGGGUUUCUGGGUGUCUUUGGAGGCUUUCAGGCAGCCCAAGGGCUGCAAAGCUCGCUGAAUGCGAACCUGGGUGAGCUUAAUCUGGCAGCCCUGUAUGGCACGUUCUCCAUCCUUUGUUUAGUCGCCCCUCCUCUACUAGUCAACUUGGAGCAAUGCCUGGGGAUGCAACUCAUCUUGCUGAUUUGCUCUGCAGCGUAUUCGGCCAUGGCGCUCUCGAACUUGCUGGUGGUACCAGCUGAGCCCUCACCAGUCUGGGCGGUCCCUGUGGCUUUCAAUGUUCUCGUCGGGGUUGCAGCGCCGCUUCUUUGGACAGCGCAGAACACUUAUGUGGGUCGGAGCGCUGUUUCAGUGGCCAAGCUCUUGCAGGAGCCAACGGAGAAGUGGACCACCAGCUAUAACAGCCUCUUCUUCUCCAUUUACCAGUUCGCUGGCAUGAUUGGCAAUGUCUUGUCUUCGGUCAUUUUGUUGUCCUUGAAGGAGGUCGCCUGGGCGAAGGAGGCGCUCUUUGUGACCUUGGGACUCUUGAGCUUCGUUGGGGCCUUGGUCUUUCUGGCCAUGCCGACAGUGGAAGGAGCUAACGACAAGCAUGCUGGGAUCUUGGACACCAGCAGGUUGGCUGUGACGGAUGCCAAGGUGACGCUGAUGAUCCCGUUGAUGUUGACCAAUGGGAUGACCUUGGCCUUUUUCUUGGGAGACUUCCAAACGGAUGUGACCUGUCCGGUGGCUGGCUCUGGCUUCACUGGCUUGGUGAUUGCAAGCUUCUUCGGGGCCAACGGUUUAUGUUCCGCCUUUUGGGGGCAAAUGAUCUCAAGACGACGUGCUACGCGAAGGGCGGUCUUUUGCUUGGCCUCCCUACUCUUGGCUUUAUUCCUAGUACUGAAGAUAUUUUGGCAUGUUCCAACGAACUAUCGAUUGCCCGCUGGCAGUAUGAAGUGGGAGAUGAUCAGUGAACCUAAACCUUUGGAUGUCUUUGUCAUCUUCCUGUUGGCCGUGAUCUUCGCCGCAGGGGAUUCCUUCUUUGAGGCUGGACCACCGAUGACGCUACAGAGCUUCUACGCUGGAUCCAGCUGCCUAAUGCCAGCCAUGGCCAAUUACAAGCUUUGGCAGAGCUUGGGCUUCGCUAUCCAGUUCUUCAUCGCGAUACCUUUGAAGGACUUCCCAGUCCUCCGAGGAGGGAAGCAAAUCUUGGCGGACUUCCCCGAGCCGCGGAACGUGCCAGCGGCCGUUGCGGAUGCCUCCCAGCGGGGUCCUGGCCUGGGUGUCUUCACCAAUGCCGGCCUGGAAUCACCCGCGGGCAAAGGCCAUCCUGCAGCGGCGGCGGCGUACUCUCAUCAAGCAGGUCUGGCUGCGACCUCCUUGUCAGUGGCCAAUCUUCUGCCUCCCCCAGGUGCGCGACCGGAGCUAAGUGCUUUGUUGCAGAGCUCGCAGGAGCGAGCGAAGCCGCACGAACUGGAGCCGCCACCGGUGGAGGAGGCGAGUGCUUUGGACCCCUUCCGCUCUCCUCAUGGACUGGGCACUUUGGGGCUUCAGGGUCACAACGCUCACUCUUCGGCUUCACUGGCCUUUGCAAGGAGUUCGUACGAGGCUGCGCAGCUGGCUUAUGCCAGGGGUGAUCGAGCUGGGUACGAAGCAGCUGUGCGGGCCUACACUGCCCACACUGAGCAAGCAGCUUGGAGUGCCUAUGUCGAGCAAGAACGACUGGCUCAAGCAGCAGCGUACCACCACGCCUUACAUCGAAACUUCGAGGCAGCUCAGGCACAUGCUCUAUAUGCGGAAGCUGCCAGAUUGGAAGGUGCACAAGGUCUACCUCCGGUCAUGGAGCCCACAGGGCACCCGCAAUGGCCUGGCAUGGGUGCAGCUGCAGAUGCGACAGCACAGCUUGACGCCCUGAACGCCUUGAAGCGCCAUGGUGGCGAUGCUGGUGAUCGCGCGGCACCCACAGAGAAGGCCAUGCUUGGUGGCAGAGAAGAUGUGAUGGAGUUGCUGCAAUCAAUCCUUCCAUCAAAUGCAAGGAUAAACGUCGCGCCCGGCGCUGGCGCGCCGACGCCACAAGCCAGCGCGGCAGCGCUGCAAGGUGGAUUUCGGGGACGAGGCUAUGGAGUUCCUGGCACCCCUCAUGGAGUAGGCCUGGGAGAUCCAAGACUCAAUCCCGUGUUAGGAGCUCUGAGCCAGAUGAGCUCUUUGCCGCCAGAUCUUGCAGCCGCGUAUGCCGCUGCCAAGCCGGGAGCAGCUGGAGCUCAAUCUGGAGGUUGGAGACCGUCUCUGCGACCCUCCAUGUCUCCGGAGGAGCAGCUCCUUCAUGCGCACGCUGCACAGCAUGCUGCGGCUGCACAGGCAGCUGCCGGCCUGGCUGACGCCAGGCCACAGCCCCUGCAACCGGGAAUGACCAAUGCAGGCUUCGGAGCCGCGGGGGAUCCAGGAUGCAGUGGGCAUAAGGCAAAAGGUGGUCAGGACAGACAAAGCAAAGGAAAGGGCCGGCAUAAGGGCUAA